CCGGAAGCGGAAGUGACGCCCUCAACACCCGCCUUAAGUGUCGGGAAGCGGUCAAGAUGGCGGCGGCGGCGGCUAAUCCGGAAUUGCCGGUGUUACCCGAUUCGGUGUUACUGCAGGUUCUGGCGUUGCUGCCGUUACGGGAGAGGCUGCAGGCAGCCAGGGUCUGCCGGCGGUGGCAGAGGCUGGCGCUGGACCGGACGGUCUGGAGACAUGUGGAUUUGAGUCCGCACCGGAUCAGCUCCCAGACCCUGUGGCACCUGGUCCGGCAGCGUCUCCGCGACAGCCUGCGGACGCUGCGGGUACGGGGCGCGCUCCACUCCGGCAGCAAGAGGCGGAUCCUCUCCCCGGCACUGCUGGCCGCCCUCGGGAAGCGGUGUCCCCAGCUCUACCGGCUGUGUCUGACAGAGACGGACCUCCGCCCCAUCCCCUACGAGAACGUCCCCCCUUCCCUUACGGCGCUGGAGCUGAGUCACUGCGAAAUCCCUGCUGCCUGGUUCUGCGGCUCCGCCGCGAGGGCCCUGCCCCAGCUGCAGCAUCUCAUUAUCCACAAUGUCCCUGCCUUUUCCGAUCGUCAUCUGCUGAAUGUCUCCUCCCAGAGCAGCCUGAAGGCUCUGAGCCUUUGUGGCACCUACCGCGUAACAGAUACGGGGAUUCAGAGAGCGGCUCCGCACCUGGAGGAGCUGGAACGCCUCGUGCUGCGUCACUGCGUCAUCGGCGACUCCGCCGUGGGCUUCAUCGGGCGCCACAUGAAACAUCUCCGGUUUCUGGAGAUCAGCGAUGCUUACUCCCUGACGAACACGGGUCUGGCUUGUUUAGCAAGCCUGCAGCGCCUGGAGACGCUCUGCCUUGACGUCUGCGAUAAGAUUUCCCCGGGUGCUGUUAUUGCUUUGUGCCAAGCACUGCCCCAGCUGAGGAACCUCAAAUUAGGCGGGGCUCGCUUUGAAGAUGAAGUAAUUGAUAAAAUUCAGGCGAGUUUGCCCCACUGUAGCUUCUCACUUACUCCUUGAUGCACGGCCUGAAGCAGCAGGGUUUUUGCCAUUUGUCACUAUGCCCGAAGUGCUCCUUUUUGGGAAAAGCCUGUUUGCCUGGGAGCUGCUGGAUGUAUUUUUGGGACAGAAUUUACACUGGGGCCAAAACGGAAAGUGUGUCGUGUAAAAUGGUUUGUCAGGAAUUUGGUUUUGGUAGGAUCCCACACUUUUCCGUGAAUCGGGGGAAUAGGAAAGCUGGGGAGCACCCAGCUUUUGGGAACCCGACUGAUGAGCUGACCAAAGACUGACUGAGGUUACAAGUUUAACCUCUGUCUGCUCCUCUUCCCCCACUGCUAAACAUCAGGCAGCAGCUUAACGAGCACAGAAUUCAAGGAGCAAAGUGAGGCGCCCUCCUGCCACUGAAAAACAAGCUGGCAGCCCAAACCCCAGACUUCCAGUUAAUAUCUAACUCCGGAUUGCUUAACCGCCCUGCACAUGCACUCCAAACUCUGCCGGGGGAAGAAAUACCUCAGCGAUGUGUGCCAGAGCUGCUGGAGCUUUCUUAGAAGAGCUCAGGCCAUCUGCCCAGACGGCGAGUGUUUUCAGCCCACGAUAUCGUCUUGCUUCUACUUUUCUUCAAAUUCAGUUCGAGUUACUCCUCCUUGGUUGCGGGGCUUCCUGAAUGCCUGGUCCCAAGAGCCACACGUCCCAUUUGCGCAGCGAUCGGGCUGGCACGUCCUCUUGGGCAUCGCCAGGGGCUGCCGUUACCUCUGGGUUUUGCUGGGAGCAGCCACGUUUCCUCAUCCCCUUUUAUUAUCCGCGUUCUCCUCCUCCCCGCGAUGUCGUAACUCCAGAUAACUGACACCGAGCCUUGUGACGUUGCUAUUCUUAGGUUGUUGAGUCAGCCAAGGAUGUUUUUAAAUCAAAUACCGUAUUUAUUAAAUAAAAAUGCUUUUGUAUUA
Aquila chrysaetos chrysaetos is the source of this 1930-nucleotide messenger RNA. RefSeq names its product F-box and leucine rich repeat protein 12 (gene FBXL12). The coding region runs from base 57 to 1007 and encodes 316 amino acids. Lineage: Eukaryota; Metazoa; Chordata; Aves; Accipitriformes; Accipitridae. The record is from RefSeq and is a predicted model, not a curated record. The transcript is spliced from 3 exons. Gene Ontology annotation, cellular component: SCF ubiquitin ligase complex. Gene Ontology annotation, molecular function: protein binding. Gene Ontology annotation, biological process: SCF-dependent proteasomal ubiquitin-dependent protein catabolic process.